Messenger RNA from Hyaena hyaena (striped hyena), 2685 nucleotides. RefSeq names its product NOP14 nucleolar protein (gene NOP14). Bases 64 to 2625 code for a protein of 853 amino acids. Lineage: Eukaryota; Metazoa; Chordata; Mammalia; Carnivora; Hyaenidae. The transcript is spliced from 18 exons. Gene Ontology annotation, biological process: maturation of SSU-rRNA. Gene Ontology annotation, cellular component: small-subunit processome; nucleolus; Noc4p-Nop14p complex. The record is from RefSeq and is a predicted model, not a curated record.
CGGAGGGAGUGAGCCGUGCCGUGCGGCCUACCGAGUGCGCCUCGGCGGUGACGCGGGCGAGCCAUGGGGAAGGCUGGAAGGGCCGCGGCGCGCGGGAAGGCCCUGGGGGCCCCGGCUGGAGGCCGCGCGAGGCCCAGCCCCAACCCGUUCGAAGUGAAGGUCAACCGGCAGAAGUUCCCGGUCCUGGGCAGGAAGGCGCGCCACGCCGUGGGGCUGCCUGGGGUGUCGCGUGCGCGGGCCAUCCAGAAGCGAACCCAGACGUUACUCAAAGAAUACAAGGAAAGGGAUAAGUCCAACGUGUUCACAGAUAAGCGUUUGGGGGAACACAGUAGCGACAUGAGCCCGGAGGAGAAGAUGACCAAGAGGUUUGCCCUGGAACAGCAGCGACAACAUGAAAAAAAAAGCAUCUACAACCUCAAUGAAGAUGAAGAAUUAACUCAUUACGGCCAGUCUUUGGCAGACAUCGAAAAACAUAACGAUAUCGUCGAUAGUGACAGUGAUGCUGAGGAGCGAGGGACGCUGUCUGCCGAGCUGACCGCCACCCAUUUUGGAGGCGGGGGCGUGCUCCUUCACGAGAAGACCGCUCAGCAGCAAGGCGAGGAGGGGGGGAUCCCACGGUCACGCAGAGAGCUGAUUGAGGAGCUCAUCGCACAAUCGAAACAGGAGAAGAGGGAGAGGCAGGCGCAGCGAGAAGGUGCCCUGGAGCUCACGGAGAAGCUGGACCAGGACUGGAAAGAGAUCCAGACUCUGCUCGUACACAGAACGCCCAGAUCUGACAGCAGGGACGGGAAGGAGAAGCCCAAGCCUGACGCCUAUGACAUGAUGGUCCGUGAACUUGGCUUUGAAAUGAAGGCCCAGCCCUCUAACAGGAUGAAGACGGAAGAGGAGCUGGCAAAGGAGGAGCAGGAGCGGCUGGAGAAGCUGGAGGCUGCGAGGCUGCGGAGGAUGCUGGGAGAGGAUGAGGAGGCCGCUACUAAACCAGCACAUCAGUCAGCGGAUGACUUGAGCGAUGGCUUUGUUCUGGACAAAGAGGACAGGCGCCUGCUCUCUUACAAAGACGGGAAGGUGAGCAUCGAGGAAGAGCAAAGCAGGGAAGCCAGUGACGACAAGGGCGCAGAGGCGCAGGGUGACGACCCCAGUGAGGAGGACUCCGAGGAGAGCAGUGGCUCCGAUCGGCACUCGGACCUGGAGUCGGACGUGGAGAGCGAGGAGGAGAGCAGGCAGCCUGUGGGCGAGGACGGACAGACCCGGCGGGCUCCAGGGGAGAGGCCGCAAAGCGACGGUCGCAGAGCUCGAGAGGAUGCCAGAGCGGAGCUGCCCUACACGUUUGCAGCGCCUGAGUCCUACGAGGAACUACGGUCCUUAUUAUCGGGGAAAUCGACAGAAGAGCAGCUCUUGGUGCUGGAGAGAAUCAAGGCCUGCAACCACCCCAGCCUCGCGGUGGGAAACAAAGCAAAAUUAGAAAAACUGUUUGGCUUCCUUUUGGAGUACGUUGGAGAUUUGGCCACAAACGACCCACCAGACCUCAGAGUAAUUGAUAAAUUGGUUGUGCAGUUAUAUAAUCUUUGCCAGAUGUUUCCUGAAUCUGCAAGCAACUGCAUACAGUUUGUCCUCCGAGACGCCAUGCACGAGAUGGAAGGAGCCAUUGAGGCCAGAGGCCGGGCGGCGUUUCCGGGCCUGGACGUGCUCAUUUAUUUGAAACUUGCUGGGAUGUUGUUUCCAACCUCCGACUUCCGGCACCCGGUCGUGACGCCUGCGCUUGUGUGCAUGAGUCAGCUGCUCACCAAGUGCCCCGUGCUGUCCCUGCCGGAUGCGGUGAAGGGCCUGUUCGUGUGCUGCCUCUUCCUGGAUUACGUGUCCCUGUCCCAGAGGUUCAUCCCCGAGCUCGUUAAUUUCCUCCUCGGGAUUCUCCACAUCGCAACUCCGAACAAGCCAAGCCGAGGUUACACUCUGGUGCACCCUUUCAGAGCAUCUGGGAAGAACUCGGAGCUGCUCUUGGUUUCUGAUGAAGAGGACAUCGCCACGUGGCAGAGGAGAGGCCUCUCCCUUCACUGGGCAAGUGGACUGAAGGCCCAGACUAAGACAGAGGCCAACCACACGAGACUGUCGUGCCUAGCCGUGUGUCUGGCUCUGGUGAAGCGCUGCGUGCUCUUGUACGGCUCCCUGCCGUCCUUCCACGACAUCGUGCGGCCCCUCCGCGCCCUGCUGACGGAGUACCUGGCCGCCCGCAGUCAGCCCCCGGAGCUCCAGGAGCUGUGCCGGGACGCGCUGGCCGCCAUGGGGCAGCGGGAGCCGCGCUGCCGGCCGCUGGUCUGCGAGAAGAGCAAGCCGGUGCCGCUGAAGCUGUUCACCCCCCGGCUGGUCAAAGUCCUGGAGUUCGGGCGGAAGCAGGGAGGCACCAGGGAGGAGCAGGAGCGGCGGCGGCUGGUCCACAAGCACAGGCGGGAGUUUAAAGGCGCCGUCAGGGAGAUCCGCAGGGACAACCAGUUCCUGGCCCGCAUGCAGCUGGCCGAGACCCUGGAGCGGGAUGCGGAAAGGAAGCGCAGAGUGAAACACCUGUUCAACAGUCUGGCUACGCAGGAGGGAGAAUGGAAGGCUCUGAAGAGGAAAAAGUUCAAAAAAUAAAAUUUCGCAAGUUGGGCGGCGAUGCUGUGGACCAACCGUAAUAAAGGCGGCUGACACGUC